AUGCGGACGUACGACGACACUUUCUCCGGCCAGAGGAUCUACCCCGGCAAGGGUAAGCUCUAUGUCCGUGGCGACAGCAAGAUCUUCCGCUUCCAGAACGGAAAGUCCGAGUCCCUUUUCCUGCAGCGCAAGAACCCCCGCCGCAUCGCAUGGACCGUUCUGUACCGCCGGGCGCACCGCAAGGGUAUCUCUGAGGAGGUUGCCAAGAAGCGUACCCGCAGGACCGUUAAGUCGCAGCGUGCCAUCGUUGGUGCUUCGCUCGAUGUGAUCAAGGAGCGCAGGACGAUGCGGCCUGAGGCCCGCAGCGCCGCCAGGGCUGCUGCCAUCAAGGAGAGCAAGGCAAAGAAGGCUGAGGCUGAGAAGGCCAAGAAGGCCGAGAAGGCAAAGGUUGCUGGCGGCAAGGGCCAGACCGGUCGUCUGACGAGCAAGCAGGGCGCCAAGGGUGCGCAGCAGAAGGUUGCCGCCAACACUCGUUAA
Messenger RNA from Pyricularia pennisetigena, 477 nucleotides. RefSeq lists its product as uncharacterized. Gene Ontology annotation, cellular component: cytosolic large ribosomal subunit. Gene Ontology annotation, biological process: cytoplasmic translation. NCBI's taxonomy places the organism in Eukaryota, Fungi, Ascomycota, Sordariomycetes, Magnaporthales, Pyriculariaceae. Bases 1 to 477 code for a protein of 158 amino acids. The record is from RefSeq and is a predicted model, not a curated record. The transcript is spliced from 3 exons. Gene Ontology annotation, molecular function: mRNA binding; structural constituent of ribosome.